CUUGCAUUCCAACGCUAGACAGAGACCCAGAUCAUUACAGUGAUAGAUCAGGUUUCAGUCAUCCCGACAUGCCGCCCUACUGUAACGGGGAGGUAGUAGCACCAAUAAUACGACAUGAUAUGACGACUCGUGGUCCAGGAUGUCGCGAGCAAGCUUCAUACGCUUGCUGCAAUCUGCGCUCAGCUUUGUAUACGACUUUCAUUUCGAUUACAUUCACACAUUAAAUACAUUGGGGCAAAGUAUUAACAAUGGCAUAGCAAGGGCACACACGCCGGUCAGACCAUGGAAACGAGAUCAGCACAGCAUGUGUCAGUGUGUUUCCCCUUUUCUUUUCUUUUGUUCUUUCGCGCAUCCGGGCAUUCGAAUUUGGUUGGUUGCGUGGGGGAGUUUCAUAACUUUCAUCAAUCGCAUGGGGGGACUUGUUUUCUUCAUUUUGAACCGUCUUCCGCAAUUUGUCGCUUAUUGGUGAUGAAUGUCGCAAGGGCCGUAUCAAUGAAUCCAUGAACCGGGGAAGCGCUGAGGGCUGAAACUGGGCCGGCAGACGGGCAUAUCCAAAAUACGAAAAGGGCGCUGUUCACUGCUCGGGGUUAGC
Aspergillus glaucus CBS 516.65 is the source of this 592-nucleotide messenger RNA. RefSeq lists its product as uncharacterized. Lineage: Eukaryota; Fungi; Ascomycota; Eurotiomycetes; Eurotiales; Aspergillaceae. Bases 140 to 469 code for a protein of 109 amino acids. The record is from RefSeq and is a predicted model, not a curated record. The transcript has 2 exons.